AUGUUGUUGACAAAAGAUGGCACCAAUAUUUCGACCCAUCAACAACAUUAUCAACAUCAACAAAAUCAUCAACAACAACAACUUCAACAACAUCAACAUCAUCAUCGAACUGGAUCAGGACAGGAAACCACCGACUACGCAAAAUACCAUCAUCACGAUGAUGAGACAUUAUCGCCACAACAACAACAACAACAACAACAACAACCACAACAUCCGCAAGACCCACCCCAGCCAUCACUACCAAUGGAUCCGCACCAUCAGCAGCGAUCAGGAAAGAUAUUUGUUGGAGGAUUGACCAAGUCCACUUCCAAUGACAAGUUGAAAAAGUAUUUCUCAGAGUUUGGCGAAGUUCAGGACCAUCUAGUGAUCAAGAGCAAUGAGAAGACGGUCAAGAGUAGAGGCUUUGGCUUUGUCACGUUCAAGGAUCCAGAUGUAGUUGACAGAAUUCUCAAUCUGGAACAUAUUAUUGAUGGAAAGCAAGUUGAAAUCAAACGAGCCAUACCAAAAGAGGAGAUUGCCGAAGAGCCACCUAAACAGAAGCUAUUCAUCGGAGGUCUACCAAAGAAUCUAAAUCAAAAUGUGUUUAAGGAGUACUUCCAAGCUUAUGGAGAAGUUAUUGAAUGUAAAUUGUUACAGGAACGCAAUGGAACAGGCAAGGGAUUUGGUUUCAUUAGCUUCAAGGACGACUCUGUUCAUCAACUUGUCCUUAACGAACAAAGACACAUCAUUGCCGGGAAAAAGGUUGAUGUAAGAAUUGCCGAGAAUAAGAAGAACAGUCCAUCAAAGAACCAGCUAAUGCAUGAUCCUUUGAAUUUGAUCCAUCAACAACAAUAUUCGAAUACAAAUAUACCAACUACGAGUCAAUCAACUUAUUUAAUCAGCCCAACUACUUCAACACCUUCAACGUCAACUUCUCCAACCUCAACAACAUCAACAACGCCAACAACAUCUACACAGCCAUCCGUUGGUAAUCCACAGCCUCAUGCAACUACCUCGACCAAAUUGAAUCAAUCAUCCGAGCAACAUCUUAUUCCUUCCCCACCGCCGCCCACAACAACAACGACCACUACACUACCGCAACAACAACAUCACUACAAUCCAUCAACAAACACCCAACCGACGAGCACCACCAGUGGCAGUGGCGGUGGUAGCGGUAGUACCAGCAACACGACCAGUGGAACGACAAGACAACAACAUCUACAACAACAGCAACAACAACAGAGCCGAGAACAUCUGCACCCUGUUGCCCCACAGCAACAACAGCACAUGCUUUCACAACAGACAUAUAUACCACAGCCAUCACUAUUGCCAGCGACACAUUUACCGAUUGACUCGAGUCCGACCUCACCCUACCAGAUGCAGUACACUCCCAACCCAGCCGAACUCUACUACUACACCGAACCGCCACCCAACACCCUCUAUCCGCCACAGAGUGUGAUGAUGGUUCCAGUCGUCUAUCCAUCCUACUACCCAAGCGCACCACCCAACCAAUACAAUCCCCGCGGUAAAUUCUCAUCAUCACAAGGCGAGUCCACUCAGUACAGCCAAGGAUACACCUAUCCAAGAGGUUCAUAUUACCCAAGAUGGGUAUACUCUUCGUAUGGAUAUGAUGACAGCACUCAAACGGAAAUGGACAAGAAUGUUCCCAUACCGACAUACCAGCAAUCAACUGUGCCUUCACAUGGCCUUCGAUACUCUCAACAACAGACAUCAACUCAUUCUCCAAUUUCCCAUCAACAACAACAACAACAACAAUCGACAAACUCACCUACAACAUCAUAUCAGCAACAGCAACAACAACAACAUCAUCAUCAACAACAACAACAACAGCAACAACAACAACAUCAACAACCAAAGAAAUAUCCGAACAAACCUUUACAUUCAAGUUAUGGCACUAGUGGAUCAGGACCUGAUACCAAAGUAAUUAGCUCACCCUCAUCACCUUCAUCGACCAGCUCAACCACUUCGCCAAUAUCAUCGCCAACGGCCACAUCAGUCAGUACGAUUCCAUCUUCGUCGCCCGGGACUCAACAUCGACAUCAUCCAACACACAAGCCGGGCUCGAUGAUCACUACGACCACUACCACAAUGACCACCACUCCAAUGCCAGACCUGACAUCCUCGGCAUCCUCCUCCCCAACUCAGCCCUCAAAUAGCUAG
Molecule: messenger RNA, 2160 nt
Organism: Acytostelium subglobosum LB1
Lineage: Eukaryota; Evosea; Eumycetozoa; Acytosteliales; Acytosteliaceae
Exons: 5
Coding region: 1-2160 (719 amino acids)
Molecular function (GO): RNA binding
Source: RefSeq, a predicted model, not a curated record